GGUAGCGGUAGUCAAAGAUGAUUGUGCAGAUGUAACUGUAUUAGGUGUUUAUGUCCUGUGAUAGGAGAGUUUAAGAUGUCUGUGUUUAUGGAGGAACUAAUGGUAAUUGCAUCUCUGAAUUGUAUGUAUGUAAAGGCACUCUUGAGAAAGUCAUGAGAGAAAGCUGGCUUAACGUGUUGCAUUUUUGCUCCAGCCAAUUCUCACCUCUAGUAGGCCUUGAUGGUAGAGAAUACAGACAUUUUCAAAGUGUGAAUAACAUGACAUUCUUAUUAGCACGCUUUUUAUGUGGCAGUUGCAUGCAACAAAUGUUAAUAUGUUUCAGGGGGCUUUCAACUGGAAAGAGCCUUAUUCUUAAUUCUUUCUUAAUCUUCUGCCUCAUAGUGUUUCUCAGUGCAGUCCUGGGUGGGUAAAUGAGUUACAUAACUGGUGUAAUUAAUUGUCUAAAGGAUUAAUUAGCUGGUUUAGUUGUCAGAUGAGUAUUAUUGUACUUAGAAUUUUUAUAAAAAUAUGAUGAGGUAUUCCUCUGCUCCAUCAAACAGUCCAUAGCAUGCUGUCCCGUCAAGUUAUUCUGUGACACAUUAACAGACACAAAUGUAACCAUGGCAAUAGAUACUAAAGAAGGGCUAUCUACAUUUUUUUUAAAACAUUUUUUUAAACAUUUACAUAUUUUGGGAUGCUCUCGAGGUAUAGACACGUGGAAGGAGAUUGUGUCAACCUGCCUCAGCCUCUUAGCUUCCUGUCUUGUUGGCCAGGGUCUUUCUGACGUUGGGAUUUAUUCCGCCCGGUCAAGGCAACAGCUGCUGCUGUAUCUAGGCCAUAGGGAAACAUCACAGCAAUGUGUUCCGAUAUAGUUGGGGAAGAACACACACCGGCCCUACUUGUACCAUUGUCUGAUUUAGUGUCUACAGAGCAGUUAAUAGGUCACAUGUUUUUUUGCAGAGGAUGAACUGUAGCACACAUGCAGAUUCUGAAGUUGUUCUUCUUUAAAAAUACCAUUGGACUGUCAACAUUGAGUUAUUGAUAUGCUACUCAGGGUCUGACGCUUUCAGGGAAAAUGUAUUAAACUUUAGACCUUGACAAGUUUUGUUGUGCAUUAAUGGGUUAUAUCAAACUGAUAAUAUGCCUGGUUCAUUCAUCCAUUCAUUCAACCAUCCAUUCAUUCAUUCAUUUAAAAAAAAUACAAAAUCUGUCUUCUUUCUUUCUUUCACAGGGCAUAUCAAAAAGAGGAAACAUGUCUGAAGGACCGAAAAAGUCAAAGUAUUCAGCAACUCGCAGAUUGCUGCUGAAAACCAAACUGCUGAAGAAGGGCGGCUGUAUGCUCCUGGCUGAGAUAGAUGACAAGAUCAAAGAGAGAGACAGCACUCUUAAUGAGAGAGUGCCCCCACUCAAGCUCUCUGGCAUGUCUGUACAGGAGCUUCAGGAACUUUGCAAAGAUCUCCAUCGCAAGUCUGAUGUUGUAGAUGAUGCACGGUAUGACUUAGAAGUUAAGGUGGCCAAAAAUGAAAAGGAGAUCGAGACCCUGACGGGCAAAAUAAAUGAGAUGAAGGGUACCAAGAACCGGACCAAGCUGAAGAGGGUGAAGAAAACCACAGAUUUGGGGUCCAUGGAGUCCAAACUCAUGAAGGCAGACUUCAAGGCCAACCUGAAGACAGUCAAGAAGGAGGAGGAGAAGAAAGAGGAGGUGACUGACUGGCGUAAGAAUGUGGAGGCCAUGUCAGGCAUGGAGGGCAGGAAGAAGCUGUUUAACGCACAAUAAAAAAAAGGUACUGUUUGUGGAAGAGUGAGACUCGCAAUAUUCUUGUAAGGCAUCAGGAAAAAGUUACUCUUCCCAUGGUACUCUUCCCAUUUCGUUAAAGUACAAAACUGUUUUAGAGCAAGUAGUGGUAGAGGAAGCCAAAAAUGCCACAAGACGCCAAAAGGAGAAAUGCAAAGCCGGAUAAUUUCAUGGGAACUGUCUGAUGUUUUGUUGUUUCUCACAAUUUUUUUGUACAAAUCUGCUAGAACGAAAACACAGUGAAGUAAACAUGACUCUAUACUAUGACACUGAGAAGUUUGAUUGUGCUUUCAAUAUUUUGUAUGCCUUUAAUGUGCAGAGACAAAUGUUUCCUUUGGCUGGACUGAAACAUAUUUAACAAGACAAUUGCAUUUUAUGGAAUAUAAAACCUGUAGAUUAUAGAAAAUGCUGACCUCUGAGAGGACCUCUUAGAGAACAGCAGGACUAAGAUGAUGUGCUGCUGUGUUAUUGACAGAGAGGUGUCACUAAAUUGUAACUGUCACCAAAUGAGUAAUUACUCUGUAAAUGGCAUUCCACAAUUAAAUGUGCUGCAAUAAUUCA
This is a messenger RNA of Clupea harengus (Atlantic herring), 2335 nucleotides long. Its product is annotated as troponin I, slow skeletal muscle-like. Bases 1097 to 1756 code for a protein of 219 amino acids. Gene Ontology annotation, biological process: skeletal muscle contraction; cardiac muscle contraction. Gene Ontology annotation, cellular component: troponin complex. NCBI's taxonomy places the organism in Eukaryota, Metazoa, Chordata, Actinopteri, Clupeiformes, Clupeidae. The record is from RefSeq and is a predicted model, not a curated record. The transcript has 7 exons.